UCUUUCCGCGGCCCCGGCGGGCGGGAGGCCGGAGGGAGUGGGGAGCGUGGCCGGGGGCCUCCGCACUCGCCCCGCGGGCCACAGCUGUCCCCGGGCGGGCGACCGGUUGCCGUCGUGGCGAGCAGGGGAACCCCGAGGCCAUGGGCUGGCGCUGCUGGUGGAUCGUGGCCCUAGGAGCUGCGAGGUGCGUCCAGGACCAGAGUUCCUCACCAGGUCAUACAUGUUCUACUCCAGCCGCAUGUUUAAGGCUUACCAGUUCUACUACCGGGACUCCUCCUGCAGGGACCCCUCCUACUCCCUGGUCAUCAAGGGCAAACUCCGCCUGCGCCAGGCCUCCUGGAUCACCCAAGGGGCCACCGAGGCGGACUACCACCUCCACAAAGUGGGCAUCGUCUUCCACAGCCAGAGCGCCAUGUGGGAGAUGGCUGCCCGAAUCAACGAGACGAGCCACAGCGGCUGUAGCGGGUUUCUCCCGCCGGGCAAGACCUGGGCCCCCGGAACUGUUUACGAGCUCCUGAGCGCUAAGUCCGAGCGGGACUGCACCGCAGCCCUGGGCUUUACCAUGCACGAGCUCAGCCUGAUCCGUGUGGAGAAACGUUACCAGCUCCACCAGCCGCAGGGGAGUCGAGUGGUGGAGGAGCUGUACCUGGGGGAUGUCCACACAGAAUGGUCUGAGAGGCUCCGCUACAGGCCAACGGGAUAUCAGCGCCCGUUGCAGAGUGCCCUGCAUCACGUCCAUCCAUGUCCGGCCUGCGGCAUCAUCUACAGAUCUGAUGAGCAUCAUCCUCCUCACCUGCCACACCAGGUGACGCUGCCCAUGCGGCUCAGUGGCAGGUGGGCCAGCGCCCAGUGUGAGGUGCGUCCGGCUGUGCUGUUUCUCACCAGGCUCUUCACUUUCCAUGGCGGCAACCGCACGUGGGAAGGAUACUAUUACCACUUCUCCGACCCUGCCUGCAGGCAGCCCACCUUCACCGUCUACGCUUCUGGACACUACACCAAAGGAGUCCCGUCUUCGAAGGUGAAGGGCGGGACGGAGCUGGUCUUCAGAGUGACCCAGGCUCGGGUCACCCCCAUGGAUCAGAUGACCGUCGCUAUGCUGAACUCCUCCGAGCCAGGGAGUUGUGGGGAUGGCAGUUCCUGGGCCGCCGGAAUAGAGCGGGACAUUACGCUGACGAAUGGAUGUGUGCCCUUAGGCAUCAAGCUCCCUCAUGUGGAAUAUGAGCUCUUUAAGAUUGAACAAGACUCAAAGGAUCGCAACUUGCUGUUUAUCGGAGAAAGACCAACUGACGGAUCCAGCCCAGACAGGCCAGAGAAGCGCCCCACUUCCUACCAAGCCCCUCUUAUCCAAUGUGCGGGGAUCACCGGUGUGUUUUCUCGUCACAGUUUUCAGAGCCACUGGCUCGAAAAAUACACUAAUGGUGGAAGCCCGUCGUUAGAAGCAAGCCCUGCAACCUUUCUGCUAUCGGUCAUAGUGCUGCCAUUUUUAAACGGGGUUUAAAAUGGUGAAAGCGCUCGAUCCUGGGCAGAAAAAGGAUCUGAAUCAGUCAGGUUUACAUAUGCAUUAAUUUCAUAUUUGGUUAAGCACAAAACGACCUCACUGUGUUUUUUAUCCUUAAGACUUUGUACCCUACUAUGUGCAUGUGUGUGUACAUAUAUGUAUACUGUCUCUCUCUCUCUAUAUAUAUACGUAUACAUAUAUAUAUGCAUAUGUAUAAGUAUCCAACAGUGGACAAAGUUAGAUUGCGGACUGCCGAUUUGCCAGAGUGAACUGUGCAUCUGGGGCACACUUGUUUCCAAAACUACAUUACAUACUAUGCAGUUUUCAAUGUAUAAAUUAAGGAUAUUCCUUUUAGCUUUCAGUAUUUCUGUAGUUUAACUAAGGGCCUUAUCCAAGGAGAAACCUGCUUUCCCAAGUGUCAGCAGCUUAAUUCCUCAAGUUGGGUUUCCUCUCUCUGUUUUUAUCAAAUUCAGGCCUCAAGAUCUCUUAACCCACCUAAGAAACACACCUCUCCUGGACCUCCACUUACAUGCAGAGUCUAGCAAGGGUUCACAAAGAACAGCACCUGGGGAGAGAACUGGGUAGGGCAGCCCUGCCACUUCUAAGGCAUUAAAGGAAGAUGGAUCUAUUUAGUUUCACUGAGAUGUCUAGCCUCUGGAAAUCAAUGAAAAUUGUCACUUGGAGAGAUUGUCUGUGUCAAACCACUAGUAAAUAAGAGUAUUAUUCCUCUCUUACCAUUGGGUAAACUACCUUUGGAAGAUACCCCUGAACUAGCAAAGUAAGAAGGAACCCCUUUUUCCAGCAUCUUCUCUAACCAUUUCCUGAUACUUCCAGUAGGGCUAUUUUAACUUAUAAUACCCAUAACAUUGAUUCAUCAGCAUGCUGACCUCUUGCAUUAAUCCAUCAUCCUUUAUACCAGACUAAAAACAGGACCAGGUUUCCCAGGAAAAGUACGUUUAUACCCUGGGGUCGACAUGAAGUUACACCAGGGAACACCUCGUUGCUGCUUCCUAGAAGCCUCUAUGGCUUUAAGCUGUUUCAUUCAUUAAAUUGUAUUUAUUGAGUGCUUACUGUGUGCAGAAAACUGUACUAAGUUUCCCAAACAGCUACCCCAGAACACCCUGUUGUACACUCUAAUUGGGGUGUUUCGGGACCCGUACACUCUAGUAUUCCAAAGGUUCACUGUGAGGUUUGAUUUGUGUUCCCGGGAAUGAUUUAAAUUCUGGCGGAGCCAAGUUGCCAAGACUUUAUUUCCAUGAAUUUCUCUCAUCGACAUUCGUAUACGUUUUUUACCUAUUGCACAUUUGAGAGUGUGAACACUCAUCUUCAUCAUUAAACAGGGAGCUCCUUGAGGACUAGGCUCAUGUCCUUCUAUUAUAUAUUCCUAAGCAUCAAGUGAAGUGCUGUGCACCUAAUAGGCACUCAAUAAAUGCUGUGUCGAGCUUCCAACGGUACCCCGUUCCAGUCCCUGGCUCUACUUACCCUAGGUGAAUGAUUGCUGUUUAAAGUGCCUGCAGGACUUUGGUGCUAAUUUACUUUCCUAAAGCCAUAAUAGGCCAAAGCAUCUGUCAGAUUAGAUGCAUCCAAGUUUCCUAUCUAUCCAUGUUAAAAAUGAAGUAUUUUUUGCAAGUUUGAAAUAUUUCAGCUACAUGACUUAGAUUAUUUAUGGGUUUUCAUAAAUUCAUAGUUUUGGGGAGGGAAAGGACUUGUGCACAUCAGUGUUUCUGGUCCAAAUCAUUUUAUCUUUGACGUUACAGUUUUUUGUUAGAAAAUUUAAAUCAUGUACAUCAACACCAGUACAGUCUUAAAAAUGUUCUUUCUGGUUAUUGGACUACUGGCUUUGGUUCUAAUUUUAAUCCAGGGAGUUUCUUUAAAGUAAGGUUCAAAUCCCAAAUCAGAGCAAAUGUUUGGAAUGCUUGCUAUCCAGCAGGAACCCAAAUUCAUUAAAUAGACUUUGGAAUUAGGUGAGAUUUUAGAAGUUGUUUCAUUGUUCUUUCAG
Molecule: messenger RNA, 3497 nt
Organism: Tachyglossus aculeatus (Australian echidna)
Lineage: Eukaryota; Metazoa; Chordata; Mammalia; Monotremata; Tachyglossidae
Gene: APCDD1L
Product: APC down-regulated 1 like
Exons: 3
Coding region: 221-1498 (425 amino acids)
Biological process (GO): negative regulation of Wnt signaling pathway
Cellular component (GO): plasma membrane
Molecular function (GO): Wnt-protein binding
Source: RefSeq, a predicted model, not a curated record